UUGUGUUGGUUUGAUCUAAACUAUGUACAUGAACUUUUUGUUUGACUCUUGCCUAUCAGGAAGUGCAGUGUAGAUGUUGGCCUUCCCUCGAGUCUCUCAACAAUGCCCGUGUUGCUGCAAACGCAUUUCCCUCUCUCUCUGAACUCACUGCGUUACCCUUAUCUCUUCCCAAACCCUUAUUGUCAUUCCUUUCUCAUAAUCCCCACCAAACCCCUUCUGCGAUUCAAUGCCGCAAUUGCAUUCUCCGCUCGCCGGACUCCGCCGCACCGUUCGCCGGCGUCUCCCACAGCCUCCGCUGCCGACCGCCAGGAACGUCCACAGACGCCACCGCUCAAGGCUUAUGCGCGCGUCGCCGUCUCCGCCGUCAUGUUCCUCUGCUUCGGCGUUCGCCUCUGUUUGGCCUCUUCGCCGCCAGCGGCGGCUCUACCCGCUGGUUCUCCACCGGUUCAGGAGGAGAAAAAUGUUGUUCAAGAUGAUCAUGAUGGAAGAAAACAAGACAACAAAGAAACUGUUGUAGACAAGGAAUUAGAAGAAGCUUUUAAUACCUGGAAAUCUAAAACAUUUGCUUUGACUGUUCCUCUGAAAGUUGUUGCUCUACGCAGCUCCAUACCUCCUUCAUGGAUAAAGGACUUCAUAAAUUCUCAAGGGAGGAGGAUGAAGUUUAACGUGAAGUAUUAUGCAAGUCUUGAGAAUAUCUUUUCUGAUCUAUCAAUUCCCUUUACUAAAGGUAGAAUUGGCCCAGCAUCUGCUUUGGCAGCAGAUAUUGUUGGUAUUGGCGAUUCAUGGCUCAAAUUUGCUAUUAAAAAAGCUUUUAUUGAGCCAAUUAGAGAUGUAGAAGAUCAGGAAUGGUUUAAAAGCUUAGAUGACAAAUGGAAGGUAUACUUACGCAGGAACUGUGAGGGGGAAAUAGAUCCUAAAGGUGAUAUAUGGGCUGCUCCAUAUCGAUGGGGCUGCAUGGUAAUAGCUUACAAGACAAAUAAAUUUCAAAAGCAUAAGUUGGCUCCUAUAGAGGACUGGGCAGAUCUGUGGAGGCCUGAUCUUGCAGGGAGAAUUUCAAUGGUUGAUUCUCCUAGGGAAGUUGUUGGUGCAGUUUUGAAGUACAUGGGGGCUUCCUACAAUACAAAUGAUAUCAACGCAGAAGUUAAUGGUGGGAGAGAUGCUGUUAAACAUAAUCUGGCUUUGCUAGCCAAACAGGUCCGACUCUUUGAUAGUUCAAACUAUUUAAAGGCUUUUGGAGUUGGAGAUGUGUGGGUAGCUGUUGGAUGGAGUAGUGAUAUUAUUCCUGCUGCUAAACGCCUAUCUAAUGUUGCCGUCGUAGUUCCAAAGUCAGGAGCAAGUUUAUGGGCAGAUCUUUGGAAUGAUUUAAUACGGUAUCUGGAAACUGGUAAUGAAAUCCUCUCAAUGGGAAAUUUUCUAUAA
Molecule: messenger RNA, 1419 nt
Organism: Cajanus cajan (pigeon pea)
Lineage: Eukaryota; Viridiplantae; Streptophyta; Magnoliopsida; Fabales; Fabaceae
Source: RefSeq, a predicted model, not a curated record